AUGAACACAACCACACUCUCCGUUCCCCACAGCAGGAACGGCAAGCAAUCCAACAUUCCAAUCGUAAUAGACUACUUGGAUGACAAAAAGAAGUCCGAUACCGCCAUUGUUCUUACACACGGUGCUAGUGGGGAUUAUUCCACAGGAUACUUACCUUUGCUAGCUCGAGUUUUGGCUGAGCGUGGAUAUACAGUAGUCCGAUGUACGCUCGUAACAACCGUGAUAAACGUCAGAAUCAAUGCCAUGAAGGCCGUUUUAGCCUAUUUGUUCAAUGACCAAGAGGAGAAAGCUGUGGAUCCAGCGGUUGCAACGCUUCGCUCUUCUACGUCUCGAGUGUACAUUGGCGGUCACUCAUUUGGAGCUAGGGUUAUCGUGAGCAUUGGAGAUGAGCUCAAAGAUGAUACAGAAUCACCCAACGCAAAGAAAUCGGCAGGGUCGAACGUCAAAAGCGAUAACUCAGCAUCUGUGGAUGAAGCAUUCAAGAACAAAAUACAUGGCAUCAUUACCUUUUCGUAUCCCCUUCAUCCUCCGGGAAAGCCAUCGGAAUUACGCGAUCAAAUACUUUUUGAUUUGCCGGAAGCCACCAAGUUGUUGAUGAUAUCUGGCACGAAAGAUCCAUUUGGAGAACUGCCGCUUAUGACCAAAACUCAGAACAAGAUCAAAUGCUCAUUAACAGCGGUGAGAAUUGCCAAAGCGGGUCACUCCCUCAGUACGGGCAAAUCCAAGAAAACAGCAAAGGAUACGGGCAGGACGCAAGAAGAGACAAUUUAUUAUUGGAUGGCACAACGAAUUGAAGAGUGGAUAAAGAAAGCUGACGAGGGUGUUCCUGGAGAGAAAAGAAAGCGAAAUAGUCAAAAGAUAUUUGAGCUUAUUGAAGUUGCUGUUGCAAACGAUACCUUCAAAAUUACUCGUGCCUGA
Molecule: messenger RNA, 918 nt
Organism: Umbelopsis ramanniana AG
Lineage: Eukaryota; Fungi; Mucoromycota; Umbelopsidomycetes; Umbelopsidales; Umbelopsidaceae
Exons: 2
Coding region: 1-918 (305 amino acids)
Source: RefSeq, a predicted model, not a curated record